Messenger RNA from Phyllostomus hastatus (greater spear-nosed bat), 975 nucleotides. Its product is annotated as olfactory receptor 10S1. The transcript has a single exon. Lineage: Eukaryota; Metazoa; Chordata; Mammalia; Chiroptera; Phyllostomidae. The coding region runs from base 1 to 975 and encodes 324 amino acids. Gene Ontology annotation, molecular function: olfactory receptor activity; G protein-coupled receptor activity. Gene Ontology annotation, biological process: G protein-coupled receptor signaling pathway. The record is from RefSeq and is a predicted model, not a curated record. Gene Ontology annotation, cellular component: membrane.
AUGGCGACAGAAGACUCCAACCAGACUGUGGUAAGCCACUUCUUCCUGGAGGGUCUGAUGUACACAGCUGAACACCCCAGCUUCUUCUUCCUCCUUUUCCUCCUCAUCUACACCAUCACCUUGACUGGGAAUCUUCUCAUUCUCAUAACUGUGGCCUCUGACCCUCAUCUCUCCUCCCCUAUGUACCACUUCCUGGGACACCUCUCCUUCUUGGACGCAAGUUUGUCUACAGUGACAGUGCCCAAGGUCAUGGCUGGCCUCCUGUCGCUGGAUGGAAAGGUGAUCUCCCUCCAGAGCUGUGCGGUGCAGCUUUACUGCUUCCACUUCCUAGCCAGUACUGAGUGUUUCCUGUACACAGUCAUGGCCUAUGACCGCUACCUAGCUAUCUGCCAACCCCUGCACUACCCAGUUGCCAUGGACAGGCGGACGUGUACAGGGCUGGCUGGAGUCACUUGGGCCCUCGGUGCUGUGCACUCUGCCAUCCAUACCUCCCUCACCUUCCGGUUGCUCUACUGUGGCCCUAAUCAUGUUGCUUACUUCUUCUGUGACAUCCCGCCUGUGCUGAAGCUGGCCUGUGCAGACACAGCCAUCAAUGAGCUUGCCAUGCUUGCCAGCAUUGGUAUCGUGGCAGUAGCUUGCCUGAUCAUCAUCAUCUUUUCCUACGGCUUCAUCGCUGUGGCGGUGCUGCAGAUCCGCAGCCCCGAGGGCCGACAGCGUGCCUUCUCCACCUGCACUUCCCACCUCACGGUGGUGUGUCUGUACUACAUACCGCCUGUCUGCAUCUACCUGCAGCCUCGCUCCAGCGGGGCAGGAGCCGGUGCCCCAGCGGUCUUCUACACAAUAGUCACACCAGCGCUCAACCCUUUCAUUUACACUCUGCGGAACAAGGCAAUGAAGCAGGCUCUGCGGAGACUUCUGGGCCAAGGGUCUGCCGCAGGCAGCCCACCCCACCAGCCUGUGCUGGGACUCUCCUGA